AAUCACAUGUACAGGUUCCUAAUGUAGUAGGCUAUAUACCUUCAAAAAAUACUAAAUGAUUCUUCUAUGAAUUUCGAUCUCCACAGGUUUAACCCAGGCAAGAACGAUCGAAGAGGCGAACAACAGAAUACAGGCACAGUUAAUGCAACAGGAAACGAGAUAAUGUAUAAGUUACACUGGACAUGCUGGCACAAGUGGAUUCUAGACCCUGGAGGCAACACUGUACUUAUAUGGAACCGCGCCUUCCUCAUCUCCUGUGUAGCUUCUCAAUGCGUUGAUCCUCUAUUUUUCUUCUUGCUAACCGUUGAGAGUGCAUACACCCCAUGCAUGAAAAUAGACCACCAUUUUGCCAUCGGGCUCACAUAUCUCCGGACUCUUAUCGACAUGUUCUUCAUAGUUCAGAUUGCCACAAGAUUUUUCACUGCAUAUAUUGAUCCAGGCUCCAUAAUGCUUGGCAAGGGCGAGCUUGUCACAGAUCCUAAAAGAAUUGCAUACAGAUACAUCAGAACGAACUUCUUCAUCGACGUCGCAGCAGCAUUGCCUGUUCCACAGAUCCUUGUGUGGGCAAUCCUGCCAUCUUUGAGCUUCAGAUAUAUCAACACCUCUUUGUUUCUGAUAAUCUUGGUCCAAUCUGCAGUUAGGUUAUACACUGCAAUUCAGCUCAGCGUAGACAUUAUCAAAACAGUAGGCUUUUUGACUAAAAAUGGGUGGACUGGAAGUAUCUAUAACUUAUUUCUUUAUUUGGUCGCCAGUCAUGUUGUUGGAUCAAUAUACUAUCUACUUGCAGUUGGUCGGCAGAAAACAUGCUGGGAAACACAAUGCUCCAUCGAGGACCAGAUGACAGAUGAUGCACCGUGUGAUUUCAAGUUUCUUGGUUGCAUUUAUGGCACAUCAAACCAAAGUCGAAUUUGGGCUAAAAGCACGAAAGUCUUCACAGAAUGUGAUGUUGACAGUGACAACAUCUACUAUGGGAUAUUCAUUUCAGCAAUGAAAAAUGGGGUGUCUGAAAUAUCAUUUCCUGAGAAAUAUUUCUACUCCCUGUGGUGGGGAAUGCAACAGCUAACCACGUAUGGAAAUCCACUGGUGACAAGUUCCUACAUUGGUGAAAACUUAUUUGCAAUAGGGUUAACUCUUCUCAGCAUUGGUUUGUUUGCUCAGCUAAUUGGCAGCAUGAUGGUCUAUAUGAGAUCUCUUUCAAAAAAUGCUGAAGAUUGGAGGAUACAGAGAAUAGAAAUGGAGGAUUGGAUGACAGAUCAUCAAAUACCUGAUGAUUUGCAAAAGCGUAUAUGUCGAUUCUUGGAGUACAAGUGGAUUGCAACACAGGGAGUUGAAGAGGGCUCAAUCCUGAAACAGCUACCUGUUGAUCUUCAUCGAGACAUAAAAAAGUGGCUAUGCCUCGAUCUUGUUCAACGUGUGCCACUCUUCUCUGCAAUGGACCACCAACUACUUGAUGCUAUUUGUGAGCAUAUGAACUAUCUCCUUUGUACUGAGGGCACCUACAUCAUCCGCGAAGGAGAACCUGUGAAGGUGAUGACAUUCAUAUUUCGGGGAAAGCUAGAGAGCUGCACAACUGAUGGUGGAAGGACAGAUUUCUUCAACUCUAUCAUCUUAAAACCAGGCGAUUUCUGCGGUGAGGAAUUGCUCACAUGGGCAUUGCUUCCCAGCUCUGGUGACAGCUACCCAUUAUCAACAAGAACAGUCAGAACAAUCACUGAGUUUGAGGCAUUCUCACUGCAAGCAGAUGACCUGAAGUUUGUGGCCAGCACAUUCAGGAUGAUGCAUUCCAAGCACCUGCAGCACAUCUUCCGAUUCCACUCACACCAAUGGAGAACAUGGGCAGCGAGGUUCAUUCAGUCUGCAUGGAGGCGGCACAUUAGCCAACAAAAGACGGCAGAAAGAGGCUUGAGCAGUAGGUGGAAGUCAUUUUUCUCAUUGAUUGAUGAUAAUGCCACUGAAGAGAGGCGACAGAAUAUGGAAGGCUCAUCCAGCUCUAGGUCACAAGCAGCGGAAUUUCCUUUCUCAAAGAUUGCAACAAUCUUCUUAAAAGCACAGAACAAUCGGCCAGAGGAGCCUGAUUUCUCUGUCGGUGAUCACCCAAACUAGCAUAGCAUGGCAUUGUCAUGUGCAGCCCAGUAGGUAGGGCCCAUGAAUGGAGCUGCCCCAGGGCAUGCUAGGGCCGUCACCCUGUUCAUGCGGUUACUGUUUACACAAACAGUAACAUUAGGUAGUAAUAUGUUUUUGCAUGGUGAAAACUUCAGCCUUAUAUUCUGUCAUCCUUUCUGUUGUC
Molecule: messenger RNA, 2287 nt
Organism: Panicum virgatum (switchgrass)
Lineage: Eukaryota; Viridiplantae; Streptophyta; Magnoliopsida; Poales; Poaceae
Product: protein CNGC15b-like
Exons: 6
Coding region: 67-2103 (678 amino acids)
Biological process (GO): monoatomic ion transport; transmembrane transport
Cellular component (GO): membrane
Molecular function (GO): monoatomic ion channel activity
Source: RefSeq, a predicted model, not a curated record